Molecule: messenger RNA, 4105 nt
Organism: Tigriopus californicus
Lineage: Eukaryota; Metazoa; Arthropoda; Copepoda; Harpacticoida; Harpacticidae
Exons: 3
Coding region: 328-2973 (881 amino acids)
Cellular component (GO): chitin-based extracellular matrix
Molecular function (GO): structural constituent of chitin-based larval cuticle
Source: RefSeq, a predicted model, not a curated record
AGCGAAAAGCCAAGAAGAGGAACUAGGAGCCCGGCAACACUCGAUGGUGGUCGAGGGGUACCAAAAAAAGCGUCGGCCCAUCGGGGAAUCCAGAGCAGCUCAUCUUCAUAUAAGUUCGAGAGAUUCCGACGAAAGCUGUCUGUCCAAUUGAAGUCGUGGUUCAAGUGAGAAGUGUCCAGCCAUUUCUAGACUUGUCCUGAAGUUCAAAUUUGGAGCAAUUCCUACCUCGAUUUGGGUCCAGAGUUCUUAAGGUUGACAAAAGGCUGUCCGGAUAUUGUCGAAUCCUAAGCUAGCUGGACUGCAAAAGUUUUUGGAAAACUUGAAAACAUGAGGUGUUUUCAAUUCUUGGCCUGUGCCACCCUGGCUGUAUUUGUGCAAGGCGCAAAGCUUGGGAAUCAUCACGGAAAUGUUGAAAAACCAUCCCAGCUCUAUGGCCCCCCACAAGAAACUGCUCAGGCUGCCCUGGCAGAGCCCAAUCAACCCGAUCAAAAAGUACCGGAAGAAGCCUCCAUUUACCAAACUCUACCUGAAAUCAAUCAAGACAACUGGGGCAGGGAAAAGUUCUACAAAUUUGGAUACAGCAGCCAAGGCGGUAAACGCGAAGAGAGUUCGGAUUACCAAGGAAAUGUGGUAGGGAGCUACAUUCAAAUUGGAGUGGACGGAGAGCCUUUUGAGGUCCGGUAUACAGCAGGCUCAGAGAGAGGAUUUGUCAUCGAAAACAUUGACGAGGUUCGUCGUAGGACCACUCCUAUAGUAGAAGAGGUCGGAGCUCCAUCUGCUGCAGGAACUGUGGAUGUUGCUUAUACCAACGACGGUCAUGCUAGUCAACCUCAACAGUUUGUCCAACCUGCUCAGCAAACACACACCUCUCAAAUUCAAAGGAAUAGUUUCCAGGGUAUGAAUACAAAACAACAAUCCAAUUCAAUCUUGCUUCAAUACAAUAAUGAAAAUCAGCAACCUCAAACUGGACCUGAAGAAGGCCCUGCAGAAGAACCCUUUAUGGAAUUUGACUUUGGAUACAGCAAUGCCCUAGGAUCUCACAACUCAAACGGUGACAACUCUGGAAAUGUCCGAGGGGAGUAUUCUUACCCUACCGCAGAUGGACAGACCAUCAAGGUUCAAUACAAGGUGAAUCCAACGUCUGGAUUUGUGAUCGAGAAUGAGGCAGAGCUGAAGAAGACUCUGGAAGGUAUUAGCAAGACCAUUGGAGAGCAGCCACAACAGCAACAACAAAAACAACAACAACCUCCUGUAUCCUAUCAAACACCAGUUCAACCCAUCUCCAACACUCAACAUCAGCAACAAGUCCCUCAGACGGGGACUUAUCAAUCACAAUUGGGAUACAGCAAUAAAAAUCAGCAACCCCAACCUGGACCUGAAGAAGGCCCUGCAGAAGAACCCUUUAUGGAAUUUGACUUUGGAUACAGCAAUCUCCUAGGAUCUCACAACUCAAACGGUGACAACUCAGGAAAUGUCCGAGGGGAGUAUUCUUACCCUACCGCAGAUGGACAGACCAUCAAGGUUCAAUACAAGGUGAACCCAACGUCUGGAUUUGUGAUUGAGAAUGAAGCAGAGCUGAAGGAGACUCUGGAAGGUAUUAGCAAGACCAUUGGAGAGCAGCAGCAACAGCAACAUCAACGACAACAACAACAACAACAACAAACUCCCGUAUCCUAUCAAACACCAGUUCAAUCCAUCUCCAACACUCAGCAUCAGCAACAAAUCUCUCAGAUUGUUCCAAUCACGACCACGGCCACACGACCACAAUUGGGAUACAGCAAUGAUAAUCAACAAACCCAACCUCAACAGAAAGCUCUGGGCGAGGAGUACGCGGCAUACAACUUUGGAUACAGCUAUGACCUCAAUUCCCGGAAAGAAACCGCUGAUAACUCUGGAAACGUGAAUGGAGAGUAUAGCUACGUAGAUGCCAAUGGAGAGAAUGUUCGAGUCCAAUAUAAGGCUGGCCCUCAGAUUGGAUUUGUCAUUGAGAAUGGAGAAGAGCCCCAAGGCUCACCAGUUCAAGCCCAAAACGGAUUUGCCUACCAGAGUCAGAUAAAUGCUGCAGGUCAGCAAGCUCUGGAUUAUCCUGAACUCCCUAAGGAAGAUCAUUCAGGUCAUCAGCAAUUGGCCCAAGGAAAAAAGCAAAAUGAGGAGGAAAUCAAGUAUAAACCCUACUCUUUCAACUAUCAAGGCGAUGAGAGCAGCCGUUUUGAAGAGUCUGAUGCUUCCGGAGCCGUUCGUGGCCAAUACAACUACAUCAACGCUGAGGGGAACACAAUCCUUGUCCAAUAUUCUGCUUCCCCGGACACUGGUUUUGUAAUUGAGAACGAGCAAGAGCUCUCCCAAGCAUUGGAAAAGGCUACAAAAGAUGGGGCUCAAGCUGCGGCCGCUGCUAGAACGGAACAACAACGCAAGCAAGCCGAACAAAAGCAAGAAGUCCAACGGGGAUUGUCCGGCUUCAACCAAUUCGCAAAAGACCGUCAACACUCCCAACCAGCUUUCCAUACCCCUUCCUCCAAGUAUUCGCAACAAACCCAAGUUGGACAAGUCAAAGGUGCUUCAUAUCAACGCCCUCAUCAACCUCAAGCCCACACUUAUGCUCAAGCUUCUGCGCCAACGCUUUCCGUUACCAGCCUCCUUGGUGAGGAGCCAACCAGAAGACGCAUUGUCGUCCGAAAAAGGCGUCCCCAGGCCCAAACCGGUCACAGCACCUCCUCAAAGGCCAACCAUGCCACGCAGCAAACGAACUAUGCCCAAACUGCCAAAGAGCCCGACUACGAAUACGAAGAUGACUCUGAACAAGGUCCAAACGCCGCCUAUUCCUUCUCCUACCAGACAAAAGGCCAAAGUCAGAUCGAAAACACAGACGACCAGGGUGAACGAGUGGGAAGCUAUAGCUAUAUUACUCCCGAGGGAACCGAGGUAGAGGUCCGUUACCGAGCAGGACGAAAUGGAUUCGAGAUCUUGAACUGAUUGCCGUAUGCCAUUUGAAAAUCGAGUACAAACAGACCAGAUGAGGAAUCCUCUCGAUGCUUCCAAAAACUGUCUAAAAAAAUCAAUUCUAACGAAGGGCAUUAACCAAUAAAAACCCGUUUGAAAAGAAAAAAAAAUAUAAUCAUACAUUCACUUCCCUUGCAUAUAACAACUGGAUUUUAGUUUGAUUUUUGGGGUUUAACGAGAGGUUGAGUUUUUUAUUUCUAGCCAUUGCGUACUUCAAAGCUGAUGUGUCGAUAUGGGAUUUGUGUGACCACUGUAUACCAUUAGCAUGGUUACAUCAAAAAGUUGUCAUCUUUUUUUUUUUUAACACGAAACUACUCAUAACUUUGCGUCCAUUUUCACCUCAUAACACUUCUGUCCAAAACAACAUAGGGGAAGACUUUGGCAUUAUUCGAACAAUCUUUCUGGUCACUCAAAGGUGGCCAGCUGGCCUCGUAUAUUGAUUAAAAAGCCGAAAACCGUAAGUACAAGUAGUAAAGCAAGGAGCAAGUUUGGAUACUCGUGAGCAGUGCCGCAGUUGUUCCAAUUGAAGGAAUAAAAAUACCCAAGAGAGGCAAUUCUCCAGAGGCAGUGACAAAUCAUCAUCGCCCGAGUCUUCCUCUAUUCACCUUCCGUGUCUAUCUAUCUGUAUAUGUUUAUGGUUGCUCAUCUUCUUCCUGGAUAUUCUCUCUCAUUUCUAAUGUUACUCGCCAUCUAUCAAAGGGGUCUCAGCAUCGUCAAUUCAGAAGUAAAUGCUGUAUGAGUCAAGAUAACAUCAGAAAGAAGGCUGUCUUACACUUGUUUUGGCUGAGCUAUGCGGAGCCUGUUCAAGUGUGUCGAGUGACGUGAAUGUCCUGAACAAUGGAACAAAGGCUAUUGCUGGAAGAGAUUUGUACCCUACCCGCUCUGAAAUGCAAUACGAAUUCCAUUCCAAUUGUUGCGCCCUGUCAGAAACAGUUGUUCCACAUCACGCGUUAAGAUUCCACCACUGCUACUACUUCUUUUUCCUCCUGUAUAGUGUAUGCUCUCACAAACACAGCUAACGGAUCCGAUCUUGAUCUCACAGUUUUGGUAUGCGUGAGAAAAACAAGGACAUAACGGAAAGGAAAUAAACUAGGAAUAUCUGUUA